Messenger RNA from Salvia hispanica, 3616 nucleotides. RefSeq names its product histone-lysine N-methyltransferase ATX4-like. Gene Ontology annotation, molecular function: protein binding. NCBI's taxonomy places the organism in Eukaryota, Viridiplantae, Streptophyta, Magnoliopsida, Lamiales, Lamiaceae. Gene Ontology annotation, biological process: regulation of transcription by RNA polymerase II. The record is from RefSeq and is a predicted model, not a curated record.
UAUAUAAAAUUAGCGCACCUAUCUCGCUUUCUCUCUCAUCGACUUGCAGUUAGAGAGAGAAAAGGUCUCGCUUGCUUCAUCCAGAGAUCCCUAUUCCGAUACUGCUCCCUCAACGCCGGGAAUUUGCUUCUCUCCUCGACUUUCCCUUCAAUUGAGGCCGGAAAUUUAUCCGGUUCCACUGCCGGCCGAGCUUCCUUACGCCGCUGGAGUUUGUAGUCGUAAUUAGGGUUUUCAACUGAGUGAAUUGGGAGUUUUUGAGGAGGAUGAUAGUGAAGAAGAGCUUGAAAACGGUAAUGCCGAUUAUGAAACGGUGCCGAGUCGGUGACUCGGCCGGUGAUGACGACGACUUAUCGGUCAAUCGGAAGAAACGCAAAACUUCCAAUCAUUACUUUCCUCUGCAUCUCCUUGGAGAGGCCGCCGCCGGUAUAAUUCCAUUCAAUGGUUAUGGUGUUCAAAAAAUUGCCGCGGAGGCUCCAGUUGGAGGCGGCGGCGAGGCUUCGGAAUCGAGGUCUGAGCAGACGUCAAAAUCGAAGGAGGUAUCAAGGCCGCCGCUGGUGAGGACCUCGCGAGGGAGGGUCCAGGUAUUGCCUUCACGAUUCAAUGAUUCGAUUCUCGAUAAUUGGAAGAAAGAGAGUAAGAAUGCUGUUAGAGAGGAUACAGAAUAUGUUCCGGUGAAACAGAAGGACAAUAAAUCGAGCUCGAAACCCCUCAGGAUUCGCGGCGAUGCGAACGUUCCUAGGAAACAGAGCGAAUGCCGCAAGUUUUCGCCUCUGUCUGUGGAUGAGAUUGCGGAAUUGAGGAAUGAAGAUGGUUAUGAUGAUGAUGAGUGUAUAGAUAUGUCUAGUAUUGAUAGAUUGUAUAGUACCAAAGAUUUUGGUGAAGGUGAUAUAGUUUGGGCGAUACCUGGGAAGCAUUGUCCUGCUUGGCCUGCAAUCGUGCUCAAUCAUGAGUUGCAGGUGCCAACGCAAGUGUUCAACUAUCGGAUUGCUGGUGCAGUUUGCGUAAUGUUCUUUGGUUAUUCUGGCAACGGAACACAAAGGGACUAUGCAUGGAUUAAAAGCGGGAGGAUAUUUCCAUUUGUUGACUACGUGGACAGGUUCCAGGGGCAGACUGAACUCAAUGAUAGCAAGCCUGGUGAUCUUCGUUCUGCAAUAGAGGAGGCUUUUCUAGCUGAAAAUGGCUUCAACGAGAUGUUGAUGGUUGAAAUCAGUGCCGCAGCUGGCAAGUCGCACUAUCCUCACUCUCUUAGGAGACGGGUGUUUGAGGCUACUGGUUUAAAUCAGGAUCAGCAGUGCAGCUCUGCAGAACCGCAGGAUGCUCAUUUAAAGAAAGAAUCACAAUGUUGUGAAGCAUGUGGAACAAGCCUUGCUCCUUACUUGUCAAAGAAAGUAGUUCCUGGUACCAAUCGUCUAUGUACUUCUUGCACCAGGUUGAAAAAAAUGAAACACUAUUGUGGCAUAUGCAAAAAGAUUCGGAACCAAUCGGAUAAUGGAACAUGGGUGCGAUGUAAUGGUUGUAAAGUCUGGGUCCAUGCAGAGUGUGACAAAGUUUCGAAAAGAAAUUUCAAGGAUCUGGCAGCAAGUGAUUAUUACUGCCCUGAAUGCAAAGCUAGGUUCAAUUUUGAGCUAUCUGAUUCCGAAACUUUGCAGUCUAAAAACAAGAAAAAGAAUGGCAAAUUUGCAUUGCCUGACAAGGUUGCUGUCGUUUGCUGUGGUGUUGAGGGAAUUUACUAUCCAAGUCUCCAUUUAGUUGUUUGCAAGUGUGGGUGUUGUGGAAUGGAGAAGCAGGCACUUAGUGAAUGGGAACGGCACACGGGAUCGAAAACGAAGAACUGGAAAUCAAGUGUCAGGGUGAAAGGCUCCUUGCUGCCUCUUGAGCAAUGGAUGUUACAGAUGGCCGAAUGCCAUGAACGUAGCCUUGUUCCUGCUAAAUCUGUCAAGCGGCCUUCUCUCAAAGUGCGGAAGCAGAAGUUGCUGAAUUUCCUACAAGAGCACUAUGAACCUGUUUGUGCGAAGUGGACAACAGAAAGGUGUGCAGUAUGUCGUUGGGUUGAAGAUUGGGACUUCAACAAAAUUAUUAUUUGUAUUAGAUGUCAAAUAGCCGUUCAUCAAGAAUGCUAUGGAGCAAGACAUGUUAGUGAUUUUACUUCAUGGGUCUGUAGAGCCUGCGAAACACCUGAUAUUGAGAGGGAAUGUUGCCUCUGUCCUGUGAAAGGGGGUGCUUUGAAGCCUAUGGACAUUGCUCCUUUGUGGGUUCACAUCACUUGUGCUUGGUUUCAACCUGAAGUUUCUUUUGCAAGUGAUGAAAAGAUGGAGCCUGCCCUUGGAAUAUUGAGAAUUCCUUCAAGCUCUUUUGUGAAGAUCUGUGUGGUUUGCAAACAAAUCCACGGUUCUUGUACGCAAUGUUGCAAGUGUUCCACCUAUUACCAUGCAAUGUGCGCGUCAAGAGCAGGGUAUCGCAUGGAGUUGCAUUGCCUGGAGAAGAAUGGAAAACAAUUUACGAAAAUGGUUUCAUACUGUGCCUAUCACAGGGCUCCCAAUCCAGAUACAGUUUUGAUUGUAGAAACCCCAAAGGGGACUUUCUCUACCAAAAGCUUGCUUCAAAGUAAAAGACACAUGGGAGCAAGGUUAAUUUCAACUAGCAGAUUGAAACUUGAGGAACCUUCUCCAGAAGAUACUGAGGAGGUGGAUCCAUUUUCCGCCGCCAGAUGUCGCGUCUACAAAAGAACAAAAAAGCAGACAAGAAAGGAGGCCAUUCCUCACCAAAUUAUGGGGCCUCGUCAUCAUCCUAUGAGUGCAAUACUGAAUUUAAAUGCAAACAGAAAAAUAGAGAAGCCUAACUUCUCCACUUUCAGAGAACGGCUUCAUCAUUUACAGAAAACGGAAAAAGAUAAAGUGUGCUUUGGUCGAUCUGCAAUACAUGGAUGGGGCCUGUUUGCACGUAGGAACAUCCAGGAAGGAGAAAUGGUUGUUGAAUAUCGUGGUGAGCAGGUCAGACGCAGCGUUGCAGAUCUUAGAGAGGCUCGAUAUCGAGCACAGGGAAAAGACUGCUAUUUAUUCAAAAUAAGUGAAGAAGUUGUGGUAGAUGCCACAGAUGCAGGAAACAUCGCUCGGUUAAUAAACCACUCAUGUAUGCCCAACUGCUAUGCGAGGAUAAUGAGUGUGGGUGAUGGCGAAAGCAGAAUUGUACUCAUUGCUAAGAUGAAUGUGCCUGCUGGGGAUGAAUUAACGUAUGACUAUUUGUUUGAUCCUGAUGAACCUGAAGAAUUCAAAGUUCCCUGCAUGUGUAACGCUCCAAGUUGUCGAAAAUUCAUGAACUAGGUUACGCCGACAUAGCCAUUGUUUCCUUUGAAGGAACUCUAACUUGUUUCCUCUUUGCAGAAGACCUCACCAAUCAGUCUACUAACUUUGUAAAGUUUUUUUUUCUUUCUUUUUUUUGCUUCAAAGAAAAAUGUAAUUUUUCCCCUAUUUUGAGAGCAGUUUAGAGGGUUACAAAUAAUGGUCAUUGCUCAAUAGAGGGUAGAGCUUGAUGCAGUUUUGUGUGAAUCACAAGUAAGAAGCAUGUAGUUCAAGAAUGAUAUGGCAUCAUUUAUUGAAAAAAAUGUUUGUGAUGGACA